CCCAUCUCACCACCACCACCACCACCCACAACGUCGUCCCCUUUGCACACGCACGCGCACAUCGCAAACGUAACAGCAGACCACUCCGUCUCACGCACCAUGGCUGACGAGGUCGAGAACAUCCCACCGCCUCCCGUCGACGCAUCCGCAUCGUCGGAAGCCAAGUCGCCUCCCCCUGCUUCGUCCUCUGAGGCCAGCGCACCGGCCGACGACUCGACGCCUAGCAAGAGCAGCACGCCGACGAACAAAGUCGCAGGGACUGCGGCUGGCACUGCCAAAGUCAAGACGACGGUUCCACCAGGCAGAACGCCGACGACAGCAGCAGCAGCGGGCGCCGCGCGACCUGGAGUCGCCAAGACGGCUGCCAGACCUAGCGCCGCUGGAUCGGCCCUCAAUCGAAGCGUUGGACCUGGCGCCAGCACCACGGGAGCUACACGUACCGCUGCUCGUCCAUCCGCUGCUGCUGGCACAACCCCUGCUUCGCGAGUGGCUGCUGGAAGUGGACCCGCUCGUGGUACAGCUACCGCGGGGCGCCCUUCAGUCGCUGGCUCUGCGCGCCCACCAGUCUCAUCGGCUACCUCUCGUACUACAACCGCUCCCCGACCAUCUGCUCCCUCAAGUGGGUCGACCACCGGCACUUCUCGCGCCACUCCUUCUAACACCACAUCACCCGUCAAGAAGCCUGCCAAUACCUCCUCUGCUCGUCCUUCCAUUGGUGGAGCUUCAGCUACGGCAGCCAGCCGCGCAACAGGAGCAACCGCCGCCGCUGCCGGCCGCCGCCUGAGCGUCACGAGCAACAGCACCGCUGGUGGACCGCGAUCGAGCACUGUUGGGACGGGCGCAACGAGGGCAACGCCGUCUGCACGACCCUCAGCUACUCCCUCUGCCGCUGCCGGAGCCACAGCAGGUGCAAAGAAGGUCGUGACCGCCUCGGAACUCAAAGAGAGGCUGACUGCAAAGGAAGCAGAGCUCACCGAGGCACAAGAGCAGCUCGAGACGCUCAAGGCUGAUCUGGAAGCCAAGGAAACGGAGUUACAGGAGAAGAUGCACACUCUCAGCGCUGCGGAGGCCAAGUCCACCCCUCAAGCUGAUGAAGAAGAGAUCGAGUUGAAGGAGAAUGGUGGUCAGAGCAGUGAAGAAGUCGAGGCCGCGACGCAGAAGACAGAAGAGCAGGCUCGCCGCAUUUCUGAGCUUGAAGGAGAGCUCGAAAAAGCCAAAGCUGAGGCAGUGGAGGCGAAGUCUGCGGGCGAGGAGGCAAGCGGCAACGUCAACGACGAUAAACUCGCUGAAGUCGAAAAGCAGCUCGGGGAGACCAAGACUGCCCUCGCUGAAGCCCAGGCUGCUCUUCAAUCUGCCGAGCAUGACAAGGAGCAGGCGUCAAAGGCGAACGAGGAGCUGACGAGUGCUCGUGCUUCGGUAGCCGCGCUGGAAAAUGAAGUCAGCCAGCUCAAGGCAAAGCACACUGAGCAUCAGACGACCGUCGAAGGCCACGGCGGGGAAGUCGAGGCUCUGCAGGCCAAGAUCGACUCUCUCGAGACUGCACUUCAUGAAGCCAAGGAGCGUGCAGACUCGAGCUCAUCCGAGAAGGCCUCGGACCUCCAGGCCAAGGAUGAGAAGAUCGCCUCGCUCGAGCUGGAAGUCGCAGCCCUCAAAGCAGACGCAGAGAAAACCAGCGUAGACCACUCGAACAACAUGGCUUCCCUCGGCGAAGAGCACCAGACUACCGUUGAGCAGCGCGUCCGCGAGGCCGAGCAAGCUGCACGGGACGCCCUCAUCAGCGAGCACGAGUCGCUUGUUACGACGCUUAAAACCUCUCACGAGGAAGCUAUCAGCAAGUUGCGCGAAGCCAGCGAGACCAGCCGUCAGUCUGACAGCGAGACAGCACAAAAGCAGCUGCAGGAGGCCAGGGACCAGCUCUCGAAGGUGCAGAAGGAGCUCGCUGAGGCGGAUGCACAGCACGAGGCCAAGGCGGUAGCGGCCAAGGAGCAGUUCGAUCAGCAGCUCAAGGACGCAUUCGAGAAGGCCCGCUCUGAGGCUGCCGAAAUGCACAGUAAGGACCUAGAGACCUACAAGACGUCCUCCUCCUCUGCUCUUGAAGAGCUCAAGCGUCACCACGCUGACGAGCUGGAGCGCCUCAGGCACGAUCACGGCGAGGCUAUGCGUUCUGCCAGCUCGGAGCAGGACUCGGCCAGCGGAACCCUCCGUCUCGACUUGGGCGCCGCACAGGACGACCUCAAGCAAGCACGCGCAGAACUCGCCAAGGCUACGGCCGAACUGGAGACCUUGCGUGGUACGAGCAAGGAGGACACUGAGCGCCGCACCGCAGUCGAAUCUGCGCUCGCUGACGCGAAAGUUGCGCUGGAUGCGGCGCAACAGGACAAGGUGAAGCGCAAAGAGGCUGAGGAUCUCGUGGUCGAGCUGCGUAAAGAAUUGGAGGACAGUAAGGAGGCAUUGAGGCAGACGCAGGAUAUGGUCUCGCAGCAGAUGGAGAUGAUGAGUCAGGCGAAGGAGACGGAAGGCAAAGAGCGAGCGGAGAGCUGGACGAAGGAACUUGAGGACAUCAAGGCGAAGCACAGGAAGGAGUUUGAGGAGGCGGAGGGCAGGCAUGAGAGGAUGGCGAUGCAGACUAUGGAGCUCAACGAUAAGAUUCAUGCUCUGGAGCGCUCGAAGGCCGAAGCGGACAAGCGCGCUGCUAAGGCAGAGGCGCAGCUCAGAGAGAAGGAAGAGGAAAUCGCGACGCACAAGUCUAAUGCUACUGCGGCAGACAACUCUCGUCCUCAAGCUCCCGAUGCCUCUGAGCUUGAGAAGCUGCACGCCGCCCAUCAAUCCCGCAUGACGGAGGAAGCUGAGCGUCACAAUGCUCGCUCGGAAGAGCUCAAAGCCCAGCUCGAAGCCAGCAGGCAGAAGGCCGACGAGCUCGAGAAACAGCUAGAGAGCGUGACGAUGGAGAAGCGAUUCUUGGAGCAGGAGGCCGAGGCUGACGGUGCCGGAGGUGAUAUUGGGAAGUUGAAGCAGGAGAUCGAGAAGUUGCAGGGAGAGUUGAAGGCUGCGCUCUCUGGCGCAGAGGCAAAUGGCAACGGCGUGGCGGCCACCACGGUCUAGGCAGGGGAGAGUACAUCGAUACCAAGCUAGCUUUUUUUCUUUUCUUUCUCUUUCAUCUUCGUUCCGACUAUUGCUCACAUUCGGACGAUCGAUGAGGCUAAGCAUCGUUGAUUUGACGCCUAAUAUUAAGACAGCUGUCCCACAAUCCUCCUCGGCGGCGAGCACCAAGGCGCUGGUACUUUUCGCCUUUCCUCCUC
Messenger RNA from Jaminaea rosea, 3299 nucleotides. RefSeq lists its product as hypothetical. The transcript is spliced from 2 exons. The record is from RefSeq and is a predicted model, not a curated record. Lineage: Eukaryota; Fungi; Basidiomycota; Exobasidiomycetes; Microstromatales. The coding region runs from base 100 to 3102 and encodes 1000 amino acids.